Alternaria alternata is the source of this 4433-nucleotide messenger RNA. RefSeq names its product two-component osmosensing histidine kinase. The record is from RefSeq and is a predicted model, not a curated record. Bases 339 to 4331 code for a protein of 1330 amino acids. Gene Ontology annotation, molecular function: phosphorelay sensor kinase activity. Gene Ontology annotation, biological process: phosphorylation; cellular hyperosmotic response; phosphorelay signal transduction system. Gene Ontology annotation, cellular component: membrane. Lineage: Eukaryota; Fungi; Ascomycota; Dothideomycetes; Pleosporales; Pleosporaceae. The transcript is spliced from 6 exons.
UCUGUCUGUCCCCGCGGACUCGUGCGCUUUGUGGCUUGCGGUUAUUCUUCACGCUGCCUAGCUGCUAACUUCGACGCUAACCUUGAUUGAGCGAUACUGGAUAUCCAUCCUAGCGGGGCGUCCCCUGCUUGCGCUUCUUCGAUACCUCCCAAGUUCAUCUCGCGAUCCAUCAGUAUCCUCGCAGUCGUCUGCCCCGAAAGGCUCUUCAGUCCCUCCUUUGUCCCUUUCCGCCCUCUCUCCCAUCGAUACCCGCUCUGUCGCAUUCCUGUCCAUCUUGCCCGUUCCAGAUGCGCACAUAGCAGCCCUUCGAGCCUUUCACCCUUCCACCCGCCGCCACAAUGGCCGCAGAGACGUACUCGAGCGUCUCAGCCAUCAUCCGCAACCUCGCCCGCCAACACGACCCUACGCGAGACCCCAGCUUCAGCGCACAAGUUUCUGCCAACGGAGCCAAGACGGCUGCAAAUGCCAUCGCGCUGCCAGGCCCGGAGAGCGAGGAGAAGACGCAACUAGAGCAGGAGCUGUCGGCGCUAUGCUCAAGAAUAGACUUUCUCGAGCACAAGAGCAGCCAUGCUCCAAACCAGCAGGGCCAGUUCCCUCUGACACCCGCACAAGAGCCGCCCGAGGAGGGCGCGUUAUAUACUCCAGCAGGAGUCUUCCGCGGCAAUAGCGGCCCACCCGCCCAAGGACGUCGUGGAUCCAACAAGGAGCGCGCCAUCUGGGUCUCCAACUGGCUCGCCGCCAAGGAGUCGAAUGGCGACCCAGAACAGCCCGCGGCAGCCCUUACCGAAGAGCAGCUCAACUACCUGCGAGUGCACUUGAACCAGCAAGCCGACCAGAUUAGAAACCAGCGCGAGCACAUUGACAACCUAAGCCAGGAAGUGAAUAAGCAACUAACGACACAGAGCAUGGUAUUCGAACAUGGCAUUGAGGACAUCGGCGCACUGAAAAGGGAACUCGGCAAGCAUCAACAGGCCAACCUGGCUUUCCAAAAGGCACUGCGGGAAAUCGGCGCCAUCGUCACUGCCGUCGCUAUGGGUGACUUGAGCAAGAAGGUCUUGAUUCAUGCUAAGGAGAUGGACCCUGAAAUCACCCUGUUCAAGCGCACGAUCAACACCAUGGUGGACCAGCUCCAGGAGUUUGCCAGUCAAGUCACGUUCCUCGCUCGAGAGGUCGGUACCGAAGGCAGAUUGGGCGGUCAAGCCAACCUACCAGGAGUUGCUGGUAUUUGGGCUGAGCUGACUGACAGUGUUAAUGGGAUGGCCAAGAAUCUUACCGACCAGGUGCGAGAGAUCGCCGUAGUCACAACCGCUGUCGCUAUGGGCGAUCUCAGUCGUAAGAUUGAGCGUCCGGCCCGAGGAGAAAUCUUGCAGCUGCAACAGACGAUCAACAGCAUGGUGGAUCAACUGCAAUCAUUUGCUACCCAGGUCACCAAAGUCGCUAGAGAUGUCGGAACUGAAGGCAAGCUUGGUGGUCAGGCUGAGAUUGCUGGCGUCAAGGGCAUGUGGAACGAAUUGACAGUGAAUGUGAACGCCAUGGCUCAAAACCUCACCACCCAGGUGCGAGACAUCGCCCAGGUCACAACGGCCGUCGCACAGGGUAACCUCACACGGAAGGUCGAAGCCGAAUGCAAGGGUGAAAUCUUGGAACUCAAGAACACAAUCAAUCGCAUGGUGGACCAGCUGCAGCAGUUUGCUCACGAAGUCACCAAGAUUGCGCGAGAGGUCGGAUCUGAGGGUCGACUUGGUGGACAGGCUACAGUGCAUGGCGUUGAGGGUACCUGGAAAGAUCUCACUGAGAAUGUGAACGGUAUGGCCAUGAACCUCACAACACAAGUGCGAGAAAUCGCCGAAGUCACUACAGCCGUCGCAAGAGGAGAUCUCAGCAGGAAGGUCAAGGCAGAAGUUCAGGGUGAGAUUUUGUCACUUAAGAUUACCAUCAACACCAUGGUGGACCGCUUGAACACGUUUGCACAAGAGGUUAGCAAGGUCGCCCGUGAGGUCGGAACCGACGGUAUUCUGGGCGGCCAAGCACAGGUCGACAACGUUGAGGGCAAGUGGAAGGAUCUGACCAACAAUGUCAACACUAUGGCUCAGAAUCUCACGCUGCAAGUACGAAGUAUUUCCGAGGUCACCCAGGCCAUCGCCAAGGGAGACAUGAGCCGCAGAGUUCACGUGGACGCCGAGGGAGAGAUCCGAUUACUCAAAGACACCGUCAACGACAUGGUUAUGAGACUCGACGAAUGGUCUCUAGCUGUGAAGCGUGUAGCUCGCGAUGUAGGCGUAGACGGAAAGAUGGGCGGUCAAGCAGACGUGAGAGAUAUCGACGGCCGAUGGAAAGAAAUCACCACAGACGUCAACACCAUGGCCCAGAACCUUACGUCACAAGUGCGUGCUUUCGGUGACAUCACCAACGCUGCAAUGGAGGGCAAGUUCACUCAAAUCACCGUCGAGGCUUCUGGUGAGAUGGAUGAAUUGAAGAGGAAGAUCAACCAGAUGGUGUCCAGUUUGCGAGAGAGUAUUCAAAGAAACACGGCUGCGAGGGAAGCAGCCGAGUUGGCCAACAAAACAAAAUCCGAGUUCCUCGCCAACAUGUCUCACGAGAUCCGAACGCCCAUGAACGGUAUCAUUGGAAUGACCCAACUUACGCUCGACACCGACCUUACGCAUGCGCAACGAGAGAUGUUGACCAUUGUUCAUAAUCUGGCUGGUCAAUUACUGACAAUCAUCGACGAUAUCCUUGAUAUCUCCAAGAUCGAGGCGAACCGCAUGGUAAUGGAAGAGAUUCCAUUCUCAAUGCGCGGCACUAUAUUCAACGCACUCAAGUCAUUAGCAUCAAGAGCCAACGAGCGGAAGUUGAACCUUGCUUACGACGUCUCUUACAAGGUGCCCGACUACGUUGUUGGUGAUUCCUUCAGGUUGAGGCAGAUCAUUCUCAACCUGGUUGGUAACGCUAUCAAGUUUACUGAGCUCGGAGAAGUCAAGGUGGCUAUAUCCAUGGCGCAAGAACAAGAAUGCGACCCAGAUCACUAUGUGUUCCAAUUUGCCGUUUCCGACACCGGAAUAGGUAUCCGUGGCGAUAAGCUCAAUCUUAUUUUUGACACCUUCCAGCAGGCGGACGGCUCGACAACAAGAAAGUUUGGAGGCACUGGACUCGGUCUGUCUAUCUCCAAACGUCUCGUCACUCUCAUGGGUGGUCGCAUGUGGGUCGAAUCAGACGUUGGCAAGGGCAGUGUGUUCUACUUUACAUGCAAAGUGCGUCUCGGCAAGCCGGCAAUUCAAGCCAUUCAGCCUCAGCUCGUGGCAUACAAGCAGCACACGGUUCUCUUUGUCGACCAAGGCAACACUGGGUUCUCGGAUCAAAUUAUCGAGCACCUUAAGACACUCGAUCUUGUGCCUAUGGUGGUUCACUCGGUUGAGGAGGUACCCGAGACGACGAAGAGGACUGACAUGCCGUACGACUGCGUCAUUGUCGACAAUGACAAGACGGCACGGGAGCUUAGGAUUGCGGAACGCUUCAAGUACAUUCCUCUCGUCAUGCUCACGCCACACGUAUGCAUCAGCCUCAGGUCUGCGCUAGAAAACGGUAUCUCGAGCUAUAUGACGACGCCCUGUCUACCAAUCGACUUGGGCAAUGCGCUCAUUCCGGCACUUGAUGGCCGUGCCGCACCUCUGGUCUCAGACCAUUCCAAAUCGUUCCAGAUUCUUCUGGCCGAAGACAAUGCUGUCAAUCAGAAGCUUGCCGUCAGGAUUCUGGAGAAGUAUCAUCACAGAGUCACUGUGGCUAACAACGGUCUUGAGGCCUUUGAACACAUUCAAAAGAAGCGUUACGAUUGCGUACUUAUGGAUGUGCAAAUGCCAGUCAUGGGUGGUUUCGAAGCCACGGCGAAGAUCCGUGAAUGGGAACGCGACAACGGCAUUCCUUCAACACCAGUCAUUGCACUGACGGCGCACGCCAUGGUUGGCGAUCGCGAGAAGUGUCUCGCUGCACAGAUGGACGACUACCUUUCCAAACCUCUACGCCAAAACCAACUCAUCCAAACAAUCCUCCGGUGCGCCACAGUCGGCAGUACAAUGUACGACCAUUCCAGCGAGCCACGCUACACAGCGUCAUCCCACCUCCCCAACAUUGCUCUUCCCGCAAAGGGUAACGACAAUGGAGGCGCGUCAUCAUCAUCUGGGGGACUGCCUAGUCCCGGCAAGAAGCGCCCACAGCUCGAUACACGAGGCUUCACAGAACGAGGUGGUGGGGCACAGAGCCCAAAUCUUCUGGCGGUGGAUCAGACGGAUAAUGGCAGUGUCGAGAGAGUACGUUCCUUGUCCGCUAGUUUGUGAGUAAAUUGACCCUAAUAUGUGUGUGUUGUAGCUUUUGCUGCGGAGUCAUAGUAGCUGAGUUUGUGACCUUUCAAGGAAGAGGAGAAGGCUUGAUUAGAAGCC